This is a messenger RNA of Cinara cedri, 1174 nucleotides long. The record is from the annotation of a GenBank genome assembly. NCBI's taxonomy places the organism in Eukaryota, Metazoa, Arthropoda, Insecta, Hemiptera, Aphididae.
AUGCAAAAAGAAGCCACUAAUACAAAUAAAGGUGAUGUAAUAUCGAGGAUCUCGAUUCACAAUAAUUUGAAUGGUAGAAUAAUCGAUAAAGAAGAUAAUACGAUCAAGAGAAUUAUGCCUGAGACUGAAACGAAAAUCACUAUAUCUAGUAUAAAUUAUAUCAACAGCAUUGACUGCGAAAGGCUAAUUACUGUUAAAGACUCAAUAGAGAAUAUUUCCAAAGCAGAACCUAAAAUCAGUACAAAACUUCGACAGAGCUUUGAAAAUGAUCUUCAAUCAAUGGCUCCUCCAACCGUUAUGUCCCCCGGACUUCAUCCGAUGGCUUUUCCAGGUCGCGGUAGUCCAACUAGUACUAUCCCACCAAUCAACUCUGCCCUGGCUGCUGAUGUUCAAGAAACCGCAUGUUAGGGUUCAAAUAUCCGUAGUAUGAUUAGAUUUAGCGGUGUGUAAGUUAAAGUUGCAUCCAACAAAAAUGAAAAGCCAAGAUCAUCUAGUGAUACAAACAGUGCUCAACAAGCAAGCCAAAAAUUGACAAUCAUUGGUACAGCUGAAGCCCAAUGGAAGUCUCAAGGUAUGGUAUUUGACAAAUUACGGGACGAAAGUUUUGUUGCAGCUACUACAAAAGUUAGUUUGACUUUAAAUAUAUUAGUACCUAGUAGUCAAGUUUUUCGUGUAAUUGGUCGCGAUGGAACAAACGUUCUAAGUCUAUAGUUACCUAUUGUUCCGUAACACGUGAAAACAAAUUGCAACAUUGGAAACAUAGCGUACACAUUUAGGCAAUAAAAUAACAACAACAUUGAUAAACAACUGGACUAAACUGAGUCCACACUGAUAAACUUGUAGCUAUAUUUUGUUGCCUGUUAACCAAUUUAUUAUAAUAUUUUUAUAUUGUUUUGUGGUAAAAUGUAUCGCUUUCAAUCAAAACAUAAAACAAUGAGAAAUUUUUGUUGCUUGCAACAAAAUAUUGAUGAAACAUUUAGUAACUUCUGAAACUUUAGUUGUGUCAACAUACUUUGACUUAAAAAGUUGUUAUACGUUGCUUUAGUAUGGAUCGAACUUUACAGGUCACUUCUUAGGUACUCAAUCGGCUCAAGAAUCCGUUCAAUGGUUGCAACUGGAGUCAAUCCUAUGCCGUUUACAUUAUAAUAAAACAACAGAAACACCGCAACAGUGA